AUGGCAAUCCCCCGCACCCUCCCCGCCGCGCUGGGCGCGGUCGCAUUCCUCCCGACCACGACCAUGCUGGCCAUUCAUGUCAUUCUCGCUCGCUCGCAGGCGGACCGGGCAUCCUCGGUCAGGACAACAGCCAUCGUUGCGGCGGUCCUGGAAGCCAUCAUCUUCAUUGCCAUCCCCUUUCUCAGCAUCUCCCAUGUGGCACCAUGGACUCCGAAACCGAGGUGUUUCAAGACUAUUUGGUUCGGUACAGGCUUAGGCUUGUCCGCAGUUGCCUCUGCGGUCUCGGUGUCGAAUAUCGUCUGCCUAAGCCGGGUAGUUGACGAUCCUCUAAGCACCAUUCUGGGCUGGAAGGCGGGAGAAUUUCUGGUGGGCUCGUCAGUCGCUCUAGGGCUGGCAUUUGCGACACAACUAGUUUUCUUCACCUUGCAUCUCAUCGUCGGGCGGACACUGGGAUCACAUCCAGAGAUCUCGACCUAUCUCGACCAGGCCAACCGGUCCGCCCCGCGGAUCAAAACCGUGCCGUACCAUGAAACGACGCCGGCAUCGGCCGCCAGGACCCGAGACAGCGCGUCGUUCGAUUCGCCGACUCCUCCAAGGUCGAGCGGUGGGCGCUCGGCAACCGAAACCAUGAGCUCAAUACGGACUUCCCUCUCACACGCCAUACGACCCAUCACAUCCAGGACUCGUCUGCUCUCCGUCAGCCGGCGGUCAUCCAACCGGCCCCUGUCCCUUGACCUGGCCGCUCCGCGCGAAUCCCGGUCGCGCUCGACAGCAGAAGAGGGCUUCGACACCUGGGACACAUCCGCCGUGGACCCCGACAACCGCCAAACAGUUCUCGAAUCCUCCUCCCCACCAUCCACCCGCUUCCUCGAGACCAUCCCCGCCAGCCCGGCACCAAGCCGCAGCCCGAGUCCCGGCACGGCGCUCGACGUCUGCCUCAACGCGCCGCGCACCCGCCGCAGGAGCCGCAGCUACAGCCCGGUCUCGUCCCGCACCAUCCAGGCCCAGCGGGCGGCCUUCACGCAGCAGGCUUCGCACAGCGAGGCCCACAUCCACCCGCUCUUCCGGUCCGACUCGCCGGUUCCGCCGCCCAGCGCGACCCCGGGGACCGUGGUCGUGGCGGCGCCCAACGCGGGGCAGGUCAUUUCGGACCGCCAGAGCAUCCGCAGCAUCGCGAGUAUGCAGAGGUUGAGGAGCGAGAGCUCGCCGGUGGUGCCGAGCCCGCUGAGUCGGGCCGCGUCAUCCGAGUCGUUUGUUGGUGUUCGUGGGAGGAGGAGGGCGGAAAGUAAUGCUUCCCCGGAGAUGAGGGAGGAGGAGGAGAGGAAGAGGGACGGAGAAGGGGGAUUGCCGGUGAUGGUUGCUGAGGAGGAUAUGGAGAGGAAGAUGACGCCGCCGAUCCCGGAAUGGAUUCUCACUGCUGGGUCGCGGUCGAGCUUGACGGGUUACAAUAGCCGGAAAAGUGUUCGGACACCUGGGGAAAGCGAGGAUGGUGUUGAGCUACAUCCGUCGUCAUGA
Messenger RNA from Parathielavia appendiculata, 1515 nucleotides. RefSeq lists its product as uncharacterized. The transcript has a single exon. NCBI's taxonomy places the organism in Eukaryota, Fungi, Ascomycota, Sordariomycetes, Sordariales, Chaetomiaceae. The record is from RefSeq and is a predicted model, not a curated record. Bases 1 to 1515 code for a protein of 504 amino acids.